UACUGCAGUGUCGCAACGCACUGUCACUUGGUAAACACAGAGAACCAACCAACAUGUCAAGCUUGGGAGAUAUCGGCAGGAAACUCCUGGAAAUCAAAGCCAGACAAAAGCGUUCAGAUUUGUAAUUUAGCUCAGAGACGAUUGCCCUUUACCUCACCUUUUGAAAAUGGCCAGUUCGGAAUGUGAGAUUUCCAAAGCUCCUCGGAAACUUAAAAGAUAUGGCUCCAUCUAUGAACCUCUCAAGCUCUCCAUUCUCCACCGGGAGGAUGAGCCACUAUGGGAGAGACUUGACCGUUACUACAAUGCAGUGAAGACCACCAUUCUGAACUACCAGAGCCCUACCACUGGCCUCUUCCCUACCAAGACAUGCUCCAGCUGCAAGGAAGCCAAGGUGCGGGACUCCCUGUAUUGUGCAGCCAGUUCCUGGGCCCUGGCUUUAGCUUACAGACGCAUCGAUGAUGACAUGGGACGCACCCAUGAGUUGGAGCACUCAGCCAUCAAGUGCAUGAGGGGCAUCCUCUACUGUUACAUGCGCCAGUCUGACAAGGUGGAGGAAUUCAAACAGGACCCCAGCCCCUCCAAGUGCCUGCACUCAAUAUUCAAUGUCGACACAGGAGAUGAGAUUCUGUCCUACGAUGACUACCAUCACCUACAGAUUGAUGCCUUGUCCCUCUUCCUGCUCUAUUUGGUGGAGAUGGUCUGCUCCGGCCUCCAGAUCAUCUACAACACGGAUGAGGUAUCUUUCAUCCAGAACCUGGUGUUCUGUGUAGAGAGGGCGUACAGAGUGCCUGACUUUGGAAUGUGGGAGAGAGGGAGCAAGUACAACAAUGGAAGCACUGAGCUGCACUCCAGUUCUGUGGGGCUGGCUAAAGCUGCUCUCGAGGCUAUCAAUGGAUUCAACCUGUUUGGGAAUCAGGGUUGCUCUUGGUCUGUCAUCUUCGUGGACCUGGAUGCCCACAACAGGAACAGACAGACACUGUCCUCCCUCCUACCCAGAGAAUCCAGGUCCCACAAUACGGACGCUGCCCUCCUGCCCUGCAUCAGUUACCCUGCGUUCGCUGUGGAUGACGACGCCCUCUACAGUCAGACCCUGGACAAGGUGGUGCGCAAACUAAAGGGGAAGUACGGCUUCAAGCGCUUCCUGCGUGACGGCUACAGGACCGCCAAUGAAGACGAGAAUAGGAGACACUACAAAUCGGCUGAGAUGAAGCUUUUUGAUGGAAUUGAAUGCGAGUUUCCCAUAUUUUUCAUCUUCAUGAUGAUUGAUGGGGUCUUCAGGGGGAACAACGCCCAAGUCAAAGAAUACCAAGAUCUGUUAACGCCUAUAAUUUUUCAAUCUUUUGAGGGCCAUGCUGUCAUCCCGAAGUACUACCGCGUACCUGCCGACUUUGUGGAGGCGGAGCAGAAGAAGCACGGGAGCCAGAAGCGUUUCCCUGCCAACACAGGCCAAAAUGGCAUGCUGUUCCUGUGGGGCCAGGCCCUCUUCAACAUCGCCAGGCUGCUGGUGGAUGAGCUGAUCAGCCCCCAAGACAUCGACCCAAUCAAACGCUACGUACCCCGCCAGGAUCAGAGGAACGUCAGCAUGAGAUACUCCAAUCAGGGUCCCAUUGAUAAUGACACGGUGGUCCAUGUAGCCCUGAUUGCUGAGAGCCAGAGACUGCAGGUGUUCCUGAACACCUAUGGCAUCCAGACUCAGACACCCCAACAGGUGGAGCCCAUUCAGAUCUGGGCCCAGAAGGAGCUGGUUAAUGCGUACCGCUUCCUGGCCGUCAAUAAGAAGCUGGGGCUGAGUGGGCGUCCAGAAAGGCCAGUGGGCUGCAUGGGGACUUGCAAGAUUUAUCGGAUCCUGGGGAAGACUGUGGUGUGCUACCCAAUCGUCUUUGAUCUCAGUGACUUCUACUUAUCCCAGGACGUCAUGCUGCUGAUUGAUGACAUCGAGAAUGCACUGCAGUUCAUCAAGCAUAGCUGGAAAAUGAAAGGUCGCCCACUCUUCCUGGUCCUCAUCAGAGAGGACAACAUCAAGGGGAGCCGUUUCAACCCAGUCCUGGACAUGUUGGCAUCGUUCAAGAAGGGGCGUGUCGGUGGGGUCAAAGUUCACGUGGACAGGCUUCAGACCCUGAUAUCAGGAGCUAUUGUGGAGCAGUUGGACUUCCUUCGUGUCAACGAAGCAGAAAUCCCAGAGUUUAAGAACUUUCAGGAGCUGGAGAUGCCCAAACACUCCAAGGUGAAGAGGCAGACGAGCACGCCCAAUGCCUCAAACCUGGAGCAGCAGCCUGAGAUCGACAUCGAGGAGUGGAAACACAAAUCCACCAACGAGAUCAUGCAGAAAUUCUAUGACUGUGACUGCCUGGCCAGUCAAGCACAGCUUGCCAGUAUUCUCAUGAAGAAAGAGGGUCCUGACUUCUUUGCCAAGGAUGAGACCCUAAUGGAAGACAUGGAGAGACUCUACAGAAGAGCUGGGACCAGGAAGCUUUGGCUGGCGGUGCGUUACGCUGCAGCCGUUAUCAUGAAGUUUGCCAGUUCUAUUGCCCCUCAUAUCACCACACUGGUGGUCCAUGGCAAGCAGGUAACGCUGGGACUGUUUGGGCAUGAGGAGGAGGUGAUCUCCAAUCCCCUCUCACCUGGGGUCAUCAAGGGCAUCCUCUACAGCAAGUGCUCCGGGGAGAGGGAGGCCGUGCUGCAGCAGGAGCUGGUCAUCCACAUCGGCUGGAUCAUCUCCAACACCCCCGAGCUGUUCAGCGGCAUGCUCAAGAUCCGCGUCGGGUGGAUCGUCCAGGCCAUGAAGCAUGAGUUGGCGAUCCGAGCAGGAGACAUGCCACCCCAGGACAUUUACCAGAUGUCCCCCAGCGAUGUUAAACAGCUGUUGCUGGACGUCCUUCAGCCACAACAGCACGGCAGGUCCUGGAUCAACAGGCGUCAGAUCGAUGGUUCCCUCAACAGGACUCCCCAUGGCUUCUACGACCGAGUGUGGCAGACUUUGGAGAGAACUUGUAAUGGCAUCGUAGUGGCAGGGAUCCAUCUCCCACAGCAACCUACUCUGUCUGACAUGACCAUGUAUGAGAUGAACUUUUCUCUGCUGGUGGAAGACACACUGAAGGACAUUGUGCUGCCUGAGUACAGGCAGAUAGUAGUAGAGCUGCUGAUGGUGGUGUCCAUAGUGUUGGAGAGAAACCCGGAGCUGGAGUUCUCGGAGAAGGUGGACCUGGAUGUUCUGGUGAAGGAGGCCUUCCAUGACUUCCAGAAGGACAGGAGUCGGGAGGGGAUGAAGAAACAGGAUGACAUGGAGGAGUUCUAUAAGACACCGCCGAUGGGCAGGAGAGGUACCUCCAGUUACCUGACCAAGGCUGUGAUGAUUCAGCUGCUUCAGGGAGACGUGAAGCCCUCCAAGGAUGACCCCUGCUCGGUCAGCUAAACUAAACCCAUUCAGCAGAGUGGAGGAAUCCACCGCUACUCUACUUUGUCGAACUACUAACAACACGCUAAAUUAGUCAGCAGCACUGACUGUUGUUCCACCAGCAAUACCCUCCUUGUUCUGUUAGCUUCAAGCUAUUUACACAGGAUGUAUCAGCUCUUAUCAACACCUUGUUCUGUUAGCUUCAAGCUAUUUACACAGGAUGUAUCAGCUCUUAUCAACACCUUGUUCUGUUAGCUUCAAGCUAUUUAUACAGGAUGUAUCAGAUCUUAUCAACACCGUUAUUACUGUUAAUAACAUUGAACUGUUACCCACCCGAAAUCCUUGCAUGUAGAAUUGUACGUAUAGCAUUAGCAUUGUGGGGCAGCCCACAUUGUUGAUUUGUAGUUAAUCAAUGGCAUGAUAUGCAAAACUAGAGUUGCAUCCCAGUGCACGCUUCUUCUUUUUUUGUCUGUCUUAGGAUGUCCGGGUCUUUUUGAAAGCCUGAUCGCUGUAUUUUUGUGAAUGUGGUCAUGAGUUCCUUCACUCUAUUAAAAUGAUAUAUUAAGUUGUUUUAUGUCGAUGUGUUUACAAGUGGUUUGAGUGUGCCUAUCCAGUUUAGUGAAUCUGAAUUGAACUUUUUCAAUGUGUGUGUGUGUGUGAUGUUGGCUGAUGUGUUCCGUCACUCUGUCAAGGUGAUUUUGUAAGCUCCAUACUAGUUUUAAAAAAAUAAACUUGAGGAACUUGUGACA
Oncorhynchus tshawytscha (Chinook salmon) is the source of this 4143-nucleotide messenger RNA. Its product is annotated as phosphorylase b kinase regulatory subunit beta-like. Bases 167 to 3412 code for a protein of 1081 amino acids. Gene Ontology annotation, cellular component: phosphorylase kinase complex. NCBI's taxonomy places the organism in Eukaryota, Metazoa, Chordata, Actinopteri, Salmoniformes, Salmonidae. Gene Ontology annotation, molecular function: calmodulin binding. The transcript has 32 exons. The record is from RefSeq and is a predicted model, not a curated record. Gene Ontology annotation, biological process: glycogen metabolic process.